Molecule: messenger RNA, 1326 nt
Organism: Scheffersomyces coipomensis
Lineage: Eukaryota; Fungi; Ascomycota; Pichiomycetes; Serinales; Debaryomycetaceae
Exons: 1
Coding region: 1-1326 (441 amino acids)
Molecular function (GO): NADPH dehydrogenase activity; FMN binding
Source: RefSeq, a predicted model, not a curated record
AUGACUAAAUCAGACACUUCAUUAGCACAUACCAAACUUUUCAAACCAAUUCAAGUUGGAGAUAACACCAUUAAUCAUAGAGUUGUUCAUGCUCCAACUUCAAGAUCAAGAUCUACUAAAGAUACUUUCGUCCCUACUGAUAUCAUGCUUAAUUAUUAUGAUUCAAGAUCAAAAUAUCCCGGAAGUUUAAUCAUUUUCGAAUCAACUAAUGUUCAUCCCAAAGCAGGAUUGGUUCCUUUUAAAUCAGGUCUUUGGACUGAUAAACAAUGUAAUGGAUUAAAGAAAAUUACCGAUGCUAUUCAUGAAAAUCAAUCAUUUGUAAGUUGUCAAAUCUUUGGUGGUGGUAGAGCUUCUAAUUUAGAAUUAAUGAAUGAAUUGAAAUUACCUUUAAAGGGUCCAUCUGCAAAUUUAUAUCAUCUGAUUGAACAACAAGAAAGAGCUAUUGAACUUAAUAAUGAAUUAGAAAGUUAUACCAUUGAAGAAAUCCAUGAAUUAGAAGAUUUAUUCGUCCAAUCUUCCGUCAAUGCCAUCACUAAAGCUGGGUUUGAUUAUAUUGAAUUACAUAAUUCAACUGGAUUCAUUUUAGAACAAUUCUUUUCUCCCUUAUCCAAUCAAAGAACAGAUCAAUAUGGUGGAUCUAUUGAAAAUAGAUCAAGAUUCGUAUUGGAAAUCAUUGAUAAAUUAAUCGCUCAUCCUCAAGUUGGACCUCAAAGACUUGGAAUUAGAGUUUCAGCUUGGUCAACUCAUUUCGGAAUGGUUUAUCCUGAUGAUUUACCUGUUAGUGAAAAUCCAUCUUUAUUAGGUUGUGUUUAUUUAUUAAAACAAUUGGAAUUAAGAAAAAAUAAAGGUGAAGAAAUCGCUUAUGUAUCCAUUAGUGAAGCUAGAGUAUCAGGUAAUACUGAUGUUGAUCCUGCUGAUAAAAAUAAUGAUCUUUUAUUAGCAGCUUGGUCAGGAAAAUUAAUCAGAUCAGGAGGUUAUGCUACCAAUUAUAAAGGAGAUUAUCAUUUAUUACCAUCGAACAUCCCACAAUUGAAAUUCGAAGGUGAUGAAGUGAUCCAUUAUACUCAUUUAAAACAAGAUGUAAAUGCAGAUGAUCGUACUUUAAUUGGUUUCUCAAGACCAUUCACUUCAAAUCCAGAUUUCAUUAAUCGUUUGAAACAUGGCUAUAAAUUAGACGUUUAUCAAAGAAAAUACUUUUAUACUCAUACCAGAGAUGGAUAUUUAACUUAUGGUCCUUAUAAUUUGGAUAAAUCUGAAGAUGAUCCAAGUUUAUCAAUUGCAUUUGAAGAGAAGGAAUUGGAAGCUGAAGGUGUUCCAUUAGCUUAG